GACGGACAGUGGGUGCGCCUCAAAAAUAAUCCCCCCAUCCGGUUAGCUAGGAUGACAACCAAUUAAGAUACAAAAGAAGUUGUGGCAAAAGUAGUCACGUGUCACUACGCGUAAUAAACACGGGCGCCUUCGUGUGAUAAGUAUAUUGUUUCCGUGUUUCCGUUCGUACUUUUAUUAAAUCGUUCAUAAGCACUUCAUAAAGCCUAAAAGAAAAGCCGCUCGCGCAGAUGUCGUGUACGCUGGUUGGCUCCAGAGCUCGGGUCCCUUUGGAGAACGGACGAGCGGUGGUUCUGGGCCGGGGUCCGGACACCGGAGUCACCGACAAGAAAUGCUCCAGGCACCAGGUGAAGGUGGUGGCUUGCUAUGCAGACCAGGAUGUUGUUGUUACUCAGCUGGGUCCUAAUCCCAGUUUCCUGGACGGUGAGAAGCUGGGCCGGAGCCAGUCCGGUAAACUCACCCACGGUGGCACCCUCUUCCUGGUUGACCAGAGCCACCCUUUUAAACUGCACUACUCCCCGAGCUCCAACGGAACGGCCACCAGCAGCGCACAGAAAGGCCCGAAAGCCACCGACAAGACGAAAGGAGGAAGAAGUGUGAAAAGCAAGGAGGCACAGUCGAGCACGAUUCCCAAGCGCAGUUUAAAGGAUUUCUUUUCUACCUCUCCCUUGAAGUCAUCUAAAAGACAGCUGAGUCCGGAGGGGGGGCACCCUGAGGUGAAGCGCCAAAGGCGAGACGAGGAGGCCUCAGGCGGACGCACGAAGGACGAAGACGAGGACGAGGAGAGAGCGGCCGAAGAGAAGCUCGAGCAGCUGCGGAAGCUGGCGGAGAAGUCUAUGACGGAGAAGGGUAACGGCCCCCGGCCUCCGUCAUCUUCAUCCUCUUCGAAGGAAUGUCUACAGAGCAGCUGGCAGCAGGUCGGCGGCCUGAUGCUCUACACGGCUGCUGGCGUCAAAGGGAGUGAAAAGAUCGCUGGCUUCGACAUCGACGGCUGCAUCAUCACCACCAAGUCUGGGAAAGUCUUCCCCACCUCGCCGGACGACUGGAAGAUACUGUACUUUGAGAUUCAGCCCCGGCUGGCCAGCUUGCUCAAGAGAGGAUACAAGGUGGUGUUCUUCACCAACCAGAGGGGCAUCGCCAGAGGAAAACUGAAACCGGAAGUCUUCAAGUCCAAAGUGGAGGACAUCCUCGCCGCGCUGCAGCUGCCCGUGCAGGUGUUCGUCUCCACCAGUUCUGGUAUAUACAGGAAGCCGGUGAUGGGAAUGUGGAACUACCUGUGUGAGGAGGCAAACGAUGGCGUGACCGUUGACAAGAUGCAGACUUUCUAUGUUGGAGAUGCUGCAGGAAGGCCAGAGAACUGGGCUCCAGGAAAGAAGAAGAAGGAUUUCUCCUGCAGUGACAGACUGUUUGCUCUGAACAUCGGAGUGCAGUUCCACACCCCGGAGGAGUACUUCCUGGGCUGGAAGAGCGCCCCCUACAGCCUGCCUGAUUUUGACCCCAGGAAGCUCGACUCCACCGCCGCGCUGUACGACCCUCCGAGUGCCUCGCUCACCUCCUGCGGCACCGAAGUCAUUGUAGCCGUCGGUUUCCCUGCAUCUGGGAAGUCCACCUUCUUCCACGCCCACGUCAUUCCCAAAGGCUACGUGUACGUCAACAGGGACACACUCGGUUCGUGGCAGAGCUGCGUUUCGGCGUGCGAGCGCGCCCUGAAAGAAGGCCGCAGCGUCGCCGUGGACAACACCAACCCAGAGCCCGAGUCUCGCAAACGAUAUGUGGACGUGGCGAAGGCAGCAGGAGUGAAGUGUCGCUGUUUCCACUUCUCAGCCUCUCUGGAGGAAGCCAAGCACUACAACCGGUUCCGUGAGAUGGUUCCAUCGAACACCAAACACGCCAAGGUCAACGACAUGAUUUACCACAGCUACAAGAAACACUUUGUGGCUCCUGCGCUCACGGAGGGAUUCUCCGAGAUCCUCCAGAUCCACUUUGUCCCGAACUUCAAGGACAGCCAAUCGGAAACCUUGUUCCGGCAGUUUUCUGAGGGCUGAUUGGACCACUUUUAAAUUCUCACUGACACAGGAAAUAACAUUUCAAAAUAGGCAGAAAACCGCCGGUUGAAGCCGCAGAGGAGUGAGACCAAGUGAGUCCGUUGGUUUCAGCUGGUGGACAGUUUGAGCUCCGAACAACGCAACAAAUUCAUACGAAUGUGCAGGUAUAUAUUGCCAUUAUAUAUCCCUCAGAUUAUGUGUUAUACAUGUUGAGUUGAGAAAGGAUCACUGAAAACCACAAUAAUUAUUUCUUCUUUAAUGUUUUUAUAUGAAAAAGAACCCUCCUGUCCUUUUGCAAGUGAGUAGCUAUAACAAUUCAUCUGUAAUCCUUUUGACAAUAAAGCUUUGGAAAAAUAA
This is a messenger RNA of Cyclopterus lumpus (lumpfish), 2399 nucleotides long. RefSeq names its product polynucleotide kinase 3'-phosphatase (gene pnkp). The transcript is spliced from 17 exons. Gene Ontology annotation, biological process: DNA repair. NCBI's taxonomy places the organism in Eukaryota, Metazoa, Chordata, Actinopteri, Perciformes, Cyclopteridae. The record is from RefSeq and is a predicted model, not a curated record. Bases 228 to 2042 code for a protein of 604 amino acids. Gene Ontology annotation, cellular component: nucleus. Gene Ontology annotation, molecular function: double-stranded DNA binding; ATP-dependent polydeoxyribonucleotide 5'-hydroxyl-kinase activity; protein binding.